This is a messenger RNA of Pungitius pungitius (ninespine stickleback), 2461 nucleotides long. Its product is annotated as inositol-trisphosphate 3-kinase B. Gene Ontology annotation, molecular function: inositol tetrakisphosphate kinase activity; inositol-1,4,5-trisphosphate 3-kinase activity. The transcript has 8 exons. Lineage: Eukaryota; Metazoa; Chordata; Actinopteri; Perciformes; Gasterosteidae. The record is from RefSeq and is a predicted model, not a curated record. Bases 1 to 1650 code for a protein of 549 amino acids. Gene Ontology annotation, biological process: inositol phosphate biosynthetic process. Gene Ontology annotation, cellular component: nucleus; cytoplasm.
AUGGACACAACUGAUCAGAACCCAGCGGGGGGGACGGAGACACACAGCCAGCCAACUGUGGCCGAGGACUUCUCUGCCGCGCUGUCAGAUGAGAUGCACCAACAGAUGACAAUUGGUGAGAACCCGUCCGGCAGCGGCAGGAGGCACCGAGUGAGAUCCAGACCCAGGCUGAAGUCCACAAAAAGUUUCCCACCUUACAGCCAGUGUAUAGGGGGACUCGGGGAGGACGGCGAGGGGGACGGUCCAAUCAAUCCAGAUCCCAGCGACGGGACGAGGAAGCACGAGAAUCCAGUCACACGAGGCACGGAGGAAAGAGAGCACUUUGAACUGAGCGCAAAGCGAGCCAGGGAUGAGGCGAAGGCCAAAUGGAGGAUGAGGAGGAAGGAGCGGCUCUGGGGGAGCCACGAGGCGGACACGGACGGUUGGGAGAGGGCGAGGUGGAGCGGAAAGAGAAGCGUAGAAGGGAGUGGAGGGGAGACGGAGUGCGUGCUGUCCCCAAAAAGCAGCUGGAAACACUGGAGGGGGAGGAACUCCGGUUUAGAGGCCCACGGAAAAGAAGAACAGGAUGGAGAGAGGAAGAUGUCUCCCAUGGCAGCGGCAGAGCUUCUGCAGGUCUCCUCCACCUCCUCCUGCUCCUCCGUCAACUUCUCCUCAGCAGAGAGCGAUGAGGUGUUCAGCGAGGGAGAAGAUGUCGGCUCAAAGAGGAUGGCGUUCAGGAAGUGCCGCUCCUGGAAAGCCUACAUGACCAUGAUGCACUGGUCGCUGCGGCGGCAAAGCUCCUGGGUCCAGCUGGCUGGACAUCAAGGUUCCCUUCAGCUCAGUGAGGGAGGGGAGGUGUUGAAACUCUACAGCGAGGUGGAGGCGAAUUGCCUGGACUGCCUGAUGCGGGACCCGCUGAGACCCUUCGUCCCUCAGUACCACGGCUUGGUCACCAAGGGGGAGCUCUGCUACAUCCGCCUGGAGGACCUGCUGAGUGGCCUGAGGAAACCAGUCAUCAUGGACUGCAAGAUGGGAGUCCGUACAUACCAGGAGGAGGAGCUGGUCAAAGCCCGGACUAACGCCACCCCGCGGAGUGAUAUGUACCAGAAGAUGGUGAAAAUAGACCCGUCCGCUCCAUCAGCCGAGGAACAUGAACAAGGAGGCGUGACCAAGUCCCGGUACCUUCAGUGGAAGGACACGACCAGCUCCACGUCCACACUGGGCUUCAGGAUCGAAGGCAUCAUGACCGAGGAUGGAAGUGUCCAACGGGACUUCAGGAAAAUUAUGACUUUGGCUCAGGUCACGGAGGCCCUGCUGUUCUUCACCAGGCGACAGCUGGAGAUCCUGAAGGCCUACCACUCCAGACUGCUGGCCCUGAGCGAUGCACUGAAGAACUCAUUGUUUUUCAGAACCCAUGAGGUGAUUGGCAGCUCGCUCCUCUUCGUCCACGACCACAGCAGCAGGGCCAGCGUGUGGAUGAUAGACUUUGCCAAGACGACUCCGGUGUCGGACGCGAGCCGGCUCAGACACAACAUCCCGUGGGCUGAAGGGAGCAGGGAGGACGGCUACCUCAUCGGUCUGACCUCCCUCAUCACGUCUCUGAGCCAGGCCAUCAGCGUGGCCUCCUGGCAGCAGGAGCACAGCUGUGGGGAGGACGGCAGCGUUGCAUGAGACACGCCAAUACACACAACACUCAAAUUCAGGGGGGGGGGUCACGUGGACAAAACCGAUGGUGGGACACUUUGAACUUUCGACUGACUCGUUCACAAGAAGAGGAGGAUUUCUAUUGACAGGAAUCUGUCUUUGUGUGCUUAGAAUGAGGAGCGAUCGUGGUAUGAAUCAGUUCAAGUCUGCAGGAAACUGACUCUGCAUUUGUACAUCUGGUAUGUACUACAGUGGCCACAGUUCUGAAUAGAAUACUUCCCCUCCACAACCCUCAACCUAUUUAUUUCACAGAGGACCAAAAACAAAAUGUCCUUCAGCUGGUCUGUAAAAUCUCUGGUUAUUAGUUUACAGCCACAAAGGAAACCCUCUUGGGCUUAGCAGCGUCAUGGUUUAUAAAUGAGACCAAGCUGAGUGAAAAGAACAAUGAUUGCUUCUGUCCUUUCGUUCUCUAGAAGUACACGCAACUAACACCCAGAAACCGUCCACCCGUAUGAGUCACCAAUAGGUUACAGAGCUGUAAUCUUCAAACAGAGGCAAUCAAAAGAAUGGGGAAAAAAUUCCACAACCCGGAUCCCUGUCAGUUGAGAGUGACUUAUUGCUCUGAGUGGUAAACGUGCUAAAUAACACAUUGUGUGCAAAAAGAUGGUUUGCUUCGCACUUGAUUUGACCAUUUCUCCAUUGAAGUUGUUAUAACGGUAACUGCUGUGCAUUCAAAAACAAAACUUGUGAAAUGCUGCAUUGUUGCCCCUGACACUUCCAGACAGGUUCCAGACAAAACAAAAUAAAACAAUGGAUUUUCAGAAAAAGAGCUUAUUGU